Molecule: messenger RNA, 1122 nt
Organism: Macrosteles quadrilineatus (aster leafhopper)
Lineage: Eukaryota; Metazoa; Arthropoda; Insecta; Hemiptera; Cicadellidae
Product: cytokine receptor-like factor 3
Exons: 6
Coding region: 274-1122 (282 amino acids)
Molecular function (GO): protein binding
Source: RefSeq, a predicted model, not a curated record
UGGGUCGGAGAGGUUUUAUUUUAGCAAAGUUUCAAUUGUGGAGUAAUUACUCGGACUUUUCUCAUCUUGCUGAGAUUCAUUGAAAUAAGUAUUGCUUUCUUCAGAAAUAGUUAAGUUAUUUGGACUCAUUAUGCACUAGACCAAAUCCAAAAGUGAUCAUUCAUUUAAAGUAGGUCUAGGCACUAAACCGAAAUCUAUGUUCUAGCUAAAUAGGUUAUGAAUUUUAGGGCGUUUUUAAAGUGAACAGGAUUUAACCAAGAGGUGAAAUAAAAAAUGGAAAAUAUAACUAAAAAAACGCUUUUGGAAACGGUGGAUACUGCAAUUGAGUACUCUGCAAAGCUAGACAGAAAUUUAAACUCUGUAAUUGGAGCAGAGCAACAGGUAAUAGGGACUGCUGAAGAAAGUUUAACUGAGAUUGAUGUGGCAUUUGAUGAUCUAGCUAAAUCUGUAUUAGACGCUCUUAACAAAAGGAGAGAAGUUUUAAAGAAAAACGUGAUGCGAAUUCAAGAAGAAGGGCUCGCACCUCUGCGAGCUUGUAGGGACGUCAUAUCACAUACAUUAAAGACCACCCAAAGCUACAUUUGUGAAGGGCAAGAGCUGAUGGAACAAAGGAACUGUGAUGUGGAGCGCAGCUUGAAGUACAUUGACCAGUCUUCACUUCUUGGGAGUCUACCAGCUGUGCCUAACCUAGAGGAGGUGCCAGCAAUCUCAUUUCAACUGAACGUUGAUUCUCUCCGCAACAGCCUAGUGUGCAGGAUUCUCUCUGCCGGUGUUGUUUCGAGGAUGGGUCCAGUGCAAAUAACAUCCAUUGUAGAGAAACCAGGAGCUCUUUUAGUCAACUGGGAAGAGGUGGAGGAAAGAGGCCUGGAUGACCAAUGUUUCCGACUCCAAUUAUCAGUUGGGGCUCAUCCAACACCUCUGCCACGACAUUCCGCUGCAGUGUACAGAGACGUAUAUCAGGGAGCAGACAGUAGCUGUGUGGUGAGAGAUGUCCACCCAGGAACACAGUACACUCUGAGAGUCUGUUGCAAGGAUGAGAGAGGUGACUGGUGUGCCUGGAGUCUACCUAGAGUUGCUGCCACCACUCUACCUGCCUUCUGUGAGUGUUUAGUUCAUACAUGA